Macadamia integrifolia is the source of this 1347-nucleotide messenger RNA. Its product is annotated as actin-related protein 8-like. The transcript has 11 exons. The coding region runs from base 1 to 1053 and encodes 350 amino acids. The record is from RefSeq and is a predicted model, not a curated record. NCBI's taxonomy places the organism in Eukaryota, Viridiplantae, Streptophyta, Magnoliopsida, Proteales, Proteaceae.
AUGGACAGAUUUGAAAAUAGAACAGUGAAUUGGAUUGCCCAACGUGGCUCGGGCUAUUGCAAGUUUGGUUGGAGCAAAUAUGCUUCUCCAUCUGGGCGAUCAGCAGCAUUUUUGGAAUUUGGUAACAUCGAGUCUCCAAUGCAUUCUAAGCUUCGUCAUUUUUAUGCGACAAUCUGUAGCAGAAUGCAGGUGAAGCCCUCAAUGCAGCCAGUUGUUGUUUCCAUCCCAGUCAGCCAUUAUGAUGACACUGAAUCUGCCAAAGCAGCGAGAAAGCAACUGAAAACAGCCAUUUAUUCAGUCCUGUUUGAAAUGGAUGUUCCUGCUGUUUGUGCCAUCAAUCAAGCAAGUCUAGCUCUAUAUGCUGCAAGGCGAACAUCAGGCAUUGUUGUAAAUAUUGGUUUCCAUGCAACAUCUGUUGUUCCAAUUUUACGAGGUAAAGUGAUGCGUGAAGUGGGUGUAGAAGUUUUGGGACAGGGAGCACGAAAACUUACAGGGUUCCUUAAGGAUCUGAUGCAACAGAAGAACAUGAAUUUUGGGUCAUUAUUCACUGUCCGCACAUUAAAAGAGAACCUCUGCUAUGUUGCUGCUGAUUAUGAAGCAGAGCUUUCUAAAGAUACAGAGGCCUCAUUCGAAGUUUCUGGAGAAGGAUGGUUUACCCUCUCAAAGGAGCGCUUUCAAACCGGGGAGAUAUUAUUCCAACCACUUAUGGGGGGAAUUCAUACGAUGGGCUUGCAUCAGGCAGUAGCUCUCUGCAUGGACCACUGUCAAGCUGCAGAAGUAAUGGGUGAUGAUGGAUGGUUCAAGACUGUAGUAUUGGCUGGUGGGAGUGCAUGUUUACCAGGACUGCCAGAGAGGUUGGAGAAGGAGCUGCGUAAAAUUCUUCCUGUGGCCAUGUCCAAUGGAAUCAGAGUUAUUCCGCCCCCUUAUGGUACUGACUCUGCAUGGUUCGGGGCGAAGCUUAUCAGCAAUAUGAGCACCUUCAAUGAGACAUGGUGCAUGACAAAGAAGCAAUUCCACCAGAAGUAUGGACGCAGCCGAAUAAGCUAUUGGUAAAUGUAAACCAUACAUUUUUACUGUCCAGCUGGAGCCUUUAAUACCAUAGUCAUCUUUUGGAAGGAGUGACAAUUCUUCUGAUAAUUCUGUGUACACUAAACAUCUGGCUGGAGACUCCGAGGCAUGAUGAGUAGUCAUGAUUUUGGAAUAAAAUUUCCCUCUUCUUCUGUCAUUCUAUAUUCUAUCCAUCUCAUGCUAUUGAAUGUAAAUUAUUUCACAUUAUAAUGUUAAGAUGUGGCUUGCUAAUAUUUGGACUUUACACAUAUUUCUAACAUUCUAAUACUGUUUCAUUUA